Messenger RNA from Monosiga brevicollis MX1, 1449 nucleotides. RefSeq lists its product as uncharacterized. The transcript has 14 exons. The coding region runs from base 1 to 1449 and encodes 482 amino acids. NCBI's taxonomy places the organism in Eukaryota, Choanoflagellata, Craspedida, Salpingoecidae. The record is from RefSeq and is a predicted model, not a curated record.
AUGGAGACGGAGACAUCACGUCGGUCAAGCCGGUCUCGCGCCGAGCCAGAUAAACCCAAGCGCGAGCAAGUGCUGGCUUUCAGCCAUCGCAUCUACUUUCUGAGCAUAGCUCUUCGAGCCUGGCUCACGCUCUCCGUCAACACCAGCUAUCUCCAUCCAGACGAGGGCGAUGGCGUGCGUCAACUUCAAGGCGAUCUCUUCUCGCUUUUGACGGCCAACGAUCGUGUGCGAAGCAGCGUCUGGCCCUUGCUGACCAUCGGCCUACCCAAAUUCAUCAUGAGCUGCCUAUUUGGACCAGAUAUUGCCCUCAAGCCCGAGCUCCUUCUCUGCAGUACCCGCGUCUUUAUGCUCAUCUUGACUUUUGUGACGGACUAUGCCAUCCGACGUACCUGCCUGCAUCUUGGCCUGGACCACUAUGCUACCCUGGCCAUGCUGGGUUCUUCUGUCGCAAUGAUUGUGUUUCACACCCGCUUCCGGCCAUCAUUCUGGUCAUUCGACAUUUAUUCCAACUUCGCAGGUGUCUUCUUUCUGUCUGGCAGCUUGCGCGUGCAUGGGAAGCAUGUGCGCCGCGAUCUCCUCAUCGAGGUUUUGACCACGGUACUGCUGUCUGGAGCCUGUUUGACCUUUUUUGAUACCGUGCUCUCCAACUGGACCGAGCUUUCACAGGGCCGAUGGCCAAAGCGCAUCAUUGUGCCACCCCUUUUUGGAUUGCGGCGCCAACGCAUGUUCUUCCAAGCCACGGCACCAAAUCAAAUUGGCGGAUUACAUGCCAUCCUUUUAGCCACGGUUUUUCUGGGCGUUUUUGUGUGGUGGCUGUUGGAUGUCAGCGCCAGCGCCCUCGCCAAUCCCCGUUCUCAGUUUGCGCUUGAGGUGAACGAGGUGGUGUGGCGUGGACAUCGGCCCAAAUUAGGUAGCAACUCACCCUUGGUCAGCUUUGUCAAGUACAUGUCCAUAUCUUGGGCCCUGGGCUUUGCCUGUCUAGUCCUCUCGGGCCAUGACAUUGCCAUAUGGGACCUGUCUGGCUUGAUAGUUCCAGUGGCAAUCGUCUUUGGCACGCGCACUUUUGGUCGUAUUGCCGUCAACUCGUCUCCCUUGGCCUGGAUUGCCCUGAACUUGUGUCUUGUGUGCUACUAUGGAACACUGCUUCAGAGUGGUGUGACGCCCGCUCUCAAAUAUGUCUACUCGGAGCUUCAGCAUGAUCGUUAUCGCGGCGAUAUCCAGUCGAUUGCCGUGUACAUUAAUGUGCCGUCAGCACGACCAUAUCUUCUGCCCGAGUGGGCCGACGACGCCUCCUGUGCGCAUGCCUUUCGAGUGUAUGAUCUCAAGUACACCACGACAGCAGAUGAUGCAAAGGCGUUUAUCAGCAACAUCACACGCCAAACGGCCGUGUCAUGUUUUUGUGACUCAGUUCUGCUCAUUUAUAUCCAUGCCAUUUGUGUGAUCCCUUGA